AUGAGCGAGCAACUCCAGAAGCUGGCUUCCCGAUUGCAGGCCCUAGGCAGGGAGCAUCCAGAGUAUGAUACAGUGAAGGACGCAGUUUCGCUCCUAUCGAAGGUCGAUCCUAAUGACCCGCAAGCACGGUCCACUGCCUGGCAUGCUAUUGAAGCUGAUAUCAACACGCUCACUCGGGCGGGUAUCUGGACGCCGUCCAAGGACGAUGAAGAACUGAUCCAGCACCUACGAACAAGUCUACAAAGCAUCGAGUCGGCAAACCCUGUCACACCAUCUUCGAACACUCAACAAACACCGCAGCGAUAUUCUGUGGUGACACCCCCGCCGAUAUCCGCACCACUCUUCCCACCAACCGCCGGUGUGAUGACCAUACUCCCGGGCGGCUUAGUUGAAGUCCUCAAUUAUAGCUAUUUCCUUCAUCUUCUUGUCACCGACCCCGAGCGUGUUCUCCCGCCGGGGAAGUCGCUACUCUCCGUGAUGGCGAAGCCUGGUGCGAUGGGGCAUGACGAGGGGGACGGGGAGCUGCCUAAGAUCAAGGAUCGUGUACAAGACGUCGUUCAUAGAGCGUUUUGGGAUGAGGCAGUCGAGACGUUGUCCAAUCCCUCCGCCGCUGUGCAGCUUCCCCGUCUCAAGCGAUUGUACGAAGACUUGUACGAAGCCAUCAAACCUCUCAUACCCGCAAACCAUCCGAUCCUCCUCGUGUUGACAUGCCCACUUUCGCCCACUUCCUUCCCGCUCCGCUCCGCCCUCACGCACCUCCGAGAACUGCUCGUAUGCCUCCGCUCCAGAUGCGCACCCAUGCGAGACGCGCAGAUCGACGCACUGAUGAGCAACAUAGAUGAGCCGUCGUCUAUAACCUCGCUAGCGGACAUGGCGAGACUCGUCGUGGAUACUGUGCGGUCGAUUCUGGAACUCGUGGAGCUCAUGAAGGAAGACCUGUCGCAGUUCGUCGUGGGCUCGAUGAGCGAGAAGCAGUUGCGAGCAGUCUUGAUGGCUCAGGCCGCCAAGCAGGAAGAAGAGGUUGUGUUCUCUCUCUGGCGUCCAGAGAAAGUGCAGGAGCUGUGGAGACGUUGGCUAGAAGAAUCGGUUCAUGAUCCAAGUCCGACAGGCGAGCAUCAAGAACGAGCUUGGGCACGCCGUCUGAUGCAAGCCCUCGGAUUGGCUGUCCCUGUGUCUUGUCCACUUCCCAUAAAGCCAAUGUCGGCGGAAGCGAAUGAAGGAGGCGAAACAGAGGCUCAGCCACACCCCGCCAACAUCCUUCCACCUCCGCUUUUCUUCGUCUGCCCGACUCUGCUGUACAUGCAGAACUAUCUCCAGGCACUAGUCAUAGCUGCAACCCUCCGUUCGCUUGUCCGUCUUCCCGCACAGCAGCUACACCGACCGGCGGACGCGGGGGAGAGCUCCCAGCCGGAGGAGAGCUUUAUGGCCCGCAUCUGGAUUCUCCUUCGAACGGAGAUCGACGAGCAGCCCGGCUCAGGCGACACCAAGCUCGCCAACCUCGCAGACGAAGUCAUCCGCGUCCGCCGGAGGUUCGUUGCUAACGGAGAUGCCCUCGAUUCCGACGAAGAGGCGAGGCUGCGCACGGCGGUAGACCGCACACUGCAGCCGAACGAUCCUGUCUUCGCACUGUUGCAGAAACGUCUGCUCGCAGCCAUUGCGGAGCGGCUUUCGCGCCCAGCGGCGAUCGCGUCUUCUCCGGCGAACACGGCGCAGUUGCCGGAGAGGCUGCAGACUGGGAGGGAGCAGCCUGGCAAGCGGCCAAGGCUCGGGUUGGAGCUGGGUCACGAUGCUACCAAUGAGGCUGAGAAGAGUCGAGAAGAGCUGCUCGUGGUCAAGGGCUUCGAGGACGAGGUUCUGGUCAAGGCAGUGGGAGAGGGUCUGUCGAGGCUGAGAUCCUCCGUUGCGUGGACGGAGCGGGUAUGGCCGGGCUUGAUCAAGACAGGGUCUUUGAGGUCUAGUACGUGA
This is a messenger RNA of Rhodofomes roseus, 1965 nucleotides long. RefSeq lists its product as uncharacterized. The transcript has 3 exons. The record is from RefSeq and is a predicted model, not a curated record. The coding region runs from base 1 to 1965 and encodes 654 amino acids. NCBI's taxonomy places the organism in Eukaryota, Fungi, Basidiomycota, Agaricomycetes, Polyporales, Fomitopsidaceae. Gene Ontology annotation, biological process: signal transduction.